AUGUUGAACACAAUGUUGGUGCCACUUGGACAUUGUACUAUGUAUGCGCCAAAGAGCUAUAACUUGUUGCAAUGGAGCCAGCCACGAUGCAGAAGCUUCCAAGAAAAGACACGUGCCAGAAUUAACAAAGCCAUGAGUAACUGCUUCGCGAAGCCAACCUCUAGGAGCGAGGGCGAGAUCCUCCACUCGGCCAACAUCAGGAGCUUCACCUUCAAGGAGCUCAGGACAGCCACUAGGAAUUUCCGGCGGGACAGCAUCCUCGGUGAGGGCGGCUUUGGAGUGGUGUACAAAGGGUGGGUCGAGGAGAGCACCUUCGCCCCGGCCAGCAGCGACACUGGCAUGCCCGUUGCCGUUAAGAGGCUCAGCCAGAAAGGCAUCCAGGGCCACAGGGAAUGGCUGGCUGAAGUGAAUUACCUUGGCAGAUUGUCGCAUCCCAAUCUGGUGAAGCUCCUAGGCUACUGCCUCGAAGACGUGCAGCACCUACUUGUCUACGAGUUCAUGCCACAGGGAAGCUUGGAGAACCAUCUUUUCGGGAGGAGCUUAAAUUUCCACUCACUGUCAUGGAAUGUGAGGAUGAAUGUUGCUCUUGGAGCAGCUAAGGGGCUUGCGUUCCUCCACAGCGACAAGGCCAACGUCAUCUACCGCGAUUUCAAGACGUCAAAUGUUCUCCUUGAUUCGAGCUACAGCGCAAAGUUGUCUGAUUUUGGGUUGGCGAGGGAUGGGCCAAACGAUGAUGAGAGCCAUGUCUCUACAAGGGUCAUGGGCACAGAUGGAUAUGCAGCCCCUGAAUAUCUGGAUACAGGCCAUCUGACGACGAAGUGCGAUGUGUACAGUUUUGGUGUGGUGCUCCUGGAGAUCCUAUCCGGCCGGCGAGCCCUGAGCAGGAGCCAUCCGUCCAGCGAGCGCAACCUGGUGGAGUGGGCGCGGCCGUACCUGAAGAGCAAGCGACGCAUCUCCCACAUCCUGGACGCGCGGCUGGACGGGCAGUACUCCCUUGGCGGCGCGCAGAAGGCUGCUGCACUCGCGCUCCGGUGCAUCUCCAUCCACCCGAGAGUCCGGCCGGGCAUGGAGCAGGUGGUGGUGGCGCUGGAGCAGCUCGAGGACGACAAGGAGACCGUGACGAGUGGUCAGGGGAAGGCAAAUGGCGGCGGCACAUGCGGCUUCUUCAGGAUGUGUAGUGGUGGCCGGCAGCAGCAGCAGCAACCGUAG
This is a messenger RNA of Triticum turgidum subsp. durum (durum wheat), 1209 nucleotides long. NCBI's taxonomy places the organism in Eukaryota, Viridiplantae, Streptophyta, Magnoliopsida, Poales, Poaceae. The record is from the annotation of a GenBank genome assembly.